UCUCCUUUUUGCCUCUCCCUUUCCUCUUCGAGUUUUAACCCCGUCUCUACUCGUUCCCUCUCUCUCUCCUCUCUCUCUCUCGCUUUUUGUUCCCGUCUCCCCAUCUCUCUCCGCAAGCCCCCCUCCCAGAUCUGGAAAGCUCUUGCCCAAAGGCCCUCCUCGGAUCACUUCUCAUCGCCCGGAGUCAAAUCCACCUAGGGGAGUCCUAUUGCGUAUUAGAUCUCGAAAGGGGAACGGAUGUUUUGGUGCCAACCAUCUUCCUGAAACUUUGCCAUCAAACAAGAUUUGGACAGUAAUUUGGAGUUGAUUUUAUGUGGAAAGGGGAUUGUUGUAAGUCAUUUAUACACAAUUUGGUGGUAUAGAUUAGGCAUUCUUCGAGGACUAUCCUUUGGGAUUGCCUUUUGACUGCUCCAAUAAUGUGGAAAUUGAAGCAAUUCAUGCCUAAGGAACCUAACAGCCUCGAAGGUCGCAUGGUUGAGGUUGGAAACUUAAAGUUGCAAGUCCGUAACGUGAUCGCUGAAGGGGGCUUCUCUUGUGUCUACCUUGCUCGUGAUGCUGUUAACCCAUCCAAACAAUAUGCCCUUAAGCACAUGAUUUGUCAAGAUGAGGAGUCGUUGGGUCUGGCAAUGAAGGAGAUCUCGGUGAUGAAAAUGCUAAAAGGGCAUCCAAAUGUGGUUGUGCUAAUCGCACACACUAUCUUGGACAUGGGCCGGGUGAAGGAGGUGCUGCUUGUGAUGGAAUUCUGUGAGAAGUCGUUGGUCGCAGUGCUGGAGAACAGAGGAGCUGGUUACUUUGAAGAGAAGCAAGUUCUUUUGAUUUUCCGGGAUGUAUGCAAUGCUGUUUUUGCCAUGCAUUGUCAGUCACCACCUAUCGCUCAUAGAGAUCUAAAAGCUGAAAAUGUUCUGCUUGGAGCUGAUGGAGCUUGGAAGUUGUGUGACUUUGGUAGCACCUCAACCAAUCACAAGUGCUUUGACAGGCCUGAGGAGAUGGGUAUUGAAGAAGACAAUAUUAGGAAGCACACUACUCCUGCUUAUAGAGCCCCUGAGAUGUGGGAUCUGUACAGAAGGGAAGUUAUCAGCGAGAAAGUAGACAUUUGGGCUCUUGGAUGCCUUUUGUACAGAAUCUGCUACUUCAAAUCUGCAUUUGAUGGUGAAUCAAAACUUCAGAUACUUAAUGGAAAUUACCGUAUCCCAGACUUACCGAAGUAUGGCAAUUCUGUUACCAAACUGAUCAAGGACAUGCUUCAAGCUUCUCCAGAAUCCAGACCCGACAUAACACAGUUGUGGUUCCGGGUGAAUGAACUAUUGCCUGUGGAGUUGCAAAAUGACUUACCUGUUAGCUCUACAUCUGCCUCAACUGCAGGAAUGCGAUCUAGCCCAUCAGGUUUACAAGAUGAUGUAGCUCAAAGGAGGACCAAUUUGGUGCCUCGUAGGAGCCCUCCACCUCCACCGGCUAAAGAACAUGCACAGAAUAUAUCACCUCCAGAGACUCAGAACUCCAGAUCCUCCUGGAGCGCUUCAGUGGGUGGCGGAAGUGGGGGUCCCUUGGGUGCAUUUUGGUCCACACAGUAUGCCCAGGAUUCACAGAUAUCAGAGGAUAAAGGACCUGUGUUUGAUGAGGAGCCUAUCAACCAAUCAAAAUCCAAACACAAUCCAACAAACCACUCCAGGGAACACCGAGCCAGAACUCCACCUAGGCACUCUGUCAAGAGUCCUGAAGUUGGUUCCAGUGAGGAUUUUGAGAUAAGAUUCUCUCCCAAUGGAUCUGAAUAUGGUCCAGAGAAAACUAAAGUAUCCAAUCAUCAAACCAAAAGUAUUUACCAGGAUCAGGCAUUCAACACAUUCGUAGCUGAGUUUGAUACAAGUAAGCUUAAUUCUGGGAAUGCUGUUAGCAGCGCAAGUGAUAAGCAUAGAUCAGUGGAGAAAGAGUUGGAAGAUGAAUUGAGUAGGCUGAAGCAGGAGCUAAAGCAGGUUAACGGGGAGAAGGAAGAAAUGACAUCUAAAUGUGAAAAGUUGUCCGCCAUCUGCCGCUCCCAGAGGCAGGAAAUCCAGGAGCUGAAGCGUGCUGUUGCUGCAGCAAGCCCCUCACCCCCAAACAAAGAGUCCAAGCCUCAAAUCUCUCCUGGAAGCUCACAGUCAGAUACGCCGCCUAGGGAGAAGAUAGAGGGAAACUUGCCCGAACUCCAGCGUGGGUUAUUUCCAAAUAAUCCUUCUACACCUAGUCCAGAUCCUAAGCCAUGGUCUGCUUUUGGUGACACAAUGGUCCAGGAUACACCCAAGAGCAGUCAUCCGAAAUCAGUCAGGACAAUCCGCGGAACCAACAGCAACAGGAAUAAUAUCAAACAGCCCAGUGCGAGUUCAGCAGAUGAACCAUGGGGCUUCAAUCAGGACAGUUUCAGGGCAGACUCUCAUAGCUCACAAGUACCUAAACCAUCAUUUGAAGGGAACACUUCACAGCGGUUUGGUGGUGGUGGCCCUGGCAAGGUUAAGGCUGUAGAGACCAACCGGCCAUCUGGAUGGACUGGAUUCUAGUUUCCAUGACCAAGCCAAGAUUACAAGAUGUUACCGUCAACAAACACAAUAAAGCUUGUGAUUUUGUUGGUCAUGGCUGGCAAUUACCUCCUUUUAUGGAAGAGUCAUUCAGACAUGGCCAUGGUGCAGCAUUCAUGGACAUUUAAGGUAUUCCCUGGUGUUCUUUGGUCCUUGUCCUUGAUUGUAAGGUGCUUGGGUUCCUCCAUUAGAUAAUAGGUGACCAUCCAUCUUGUUUGAAUUUGUAUCCAGUGACAAACUACAAGUUACUUUACAGUAAUCAUAAAUGUGAUUUGGUCCAUUACCUUGUGAGCAAUGAUGGUAUGUUUGUCAUAGUUUACACAUGUAUUACUAGCAAGACAUUUAAUUUAUAUU
Molecule: messenger RNA, 2903 nt
Organism: Musa acuminata subsp. malaccensis (wild Malaysian banana)
Lineage: Eukaryota; Viridiplantae; Streptophyta; Magnoliopsida; Zingiberales; Musaceae
Biological process (GO): protein phosphorylation
Cellular component (GO): cytoplasm
Molecular function (GO): protein serine/threonine kinase activity; ATP binding
Source: RefSeq, a predicted model, not a curated record